AGUCGAUUACGUAUUGGUGCCGGCCGGCGACUGUUGCUACACAACACAGCACUACCAAGUAUCGUUGUGAACAUUACGAUUGUCAGUCUACUACCGAAGUUCGUUCUACAACAUCGCUUCUCCAACAAAAAUCAUCAAUUAAACUGCCUACGUAACAGCCAUGUCGAAGGUGGAAUUCUACUACUUCCCUAUCAAGGCCCUGGGAGAGCCAGUGAGGCUGCUGCUGUCUUAUGGAGGCCAGGAGUUCGAAGACAACAGGGUGGUGCCAGAGAAGUGGCCGGAGUUCAAGCCUAAAACUCCAUUUGGUCAGAUGCCAUUUCUGGUGAUCAAUGGCAAGCAGUACGCUCAGUGCACACCCAUCUGCAGGUACCUCGGCCGCAAGUACGGACUUGCCGGAGCUGACCUCGAGGAAGACUUCGAAAUCGACCAAAAUGUCGAGCUUGUCCACGACUUGCGUGCAAAGGCCGCCCAAGUCCAAUACGAGGAAGACGCCGCUACCAAAGCCAAGAGGCACGAGAAGUACACCAGGGAGAUAUAUCCCAACCUGCUGACCAAACUUGAUGAGAUUAUCAGGAAGAAUAACGGCCAUCUCGCUCUUGGCAAGCUGACAUGGGGUGACUUCAUUUUCGCGGGUAUUUAUGAGUAUCUGAAGGUGAUGCUGCAAGCCCCCGACCUAGACGAGAAGUUCCCCAGCCUCAGGGCGCUGGAGCAGGCCGUGCUGAACCUUCCCAAGGUCAAGGAGUACGUGGCCAAGGCACCCAAGUGCGAUUAUUAAAUCACUAUACUAAAUAAUACUCGAGUUUUCGCUUUUUUUUACGAAAAUUGUUAAGCCUCACCAAUCUAAUCUCCUCAGGUUCGAUAUUUAAAUUUCUUUUUUUUUUGCGUGUCAAGUUGCUUGUCAUGGUUAAAUAUGAUGCUAUGCAGUGCAUUGAUAAAUUCAGAAAAAAAUAUUUUAUGAAAAAAAUAUACAUUGAACGAAACGAAUAUAUAUGUUUUUUGCAUGAUGGCAUAAGUACAAUUUUUAAUUAGAGGCAUAAUAAUAACAACUGAUUUUGCAGUAUUAAUUUAAUUUCAAAUUACGUAUAAAUUACCUAUGUUUUCAAACUGAGGAGUUGAUGUAUAUUUUGUUGAUAAAAUCAUUCAAUACUAAACCCAAAAUGAAUACUAUGUCUGGGCAAACAUAGAUUUGCUAGAAAAUGAUGGAAGACCAUAUUUUAAGAAGUAAGAAACAACCUAUGGAGUUUUUUCAUGUUUACACCGAAAAGUAUGCUAGUUAAGAGAAAAUUGUUGUUUAUUAAUUAGAUUAAGUACGAAUCGACGCUUUCAUUUCAACAACCGUUUGCAUGCAUUUUUUGACAUUUCACUAUGCACCUAUGUUGCUAUAUUACGUACUUGUGACGUUAAGUAAGUGUGAUUUCCAUUUAAUUCAGAAUUGAAUAAAAUUAUUUUAGUAUUUUUUUGUGUACUAGUUCUAGAGAAAGUGAUAUUUUAAAAUGUCUACCAUGUAUGAUAUAAAAAAGAAUGUGUUAUAAAAAUGUGGAAAAUUGUAUUACGCAUUUAACUACAGUUGAGUGUAUGUUAAAAGUUACAAAUAAAAAUGUAUCUCUAUUUGUGUAUCAAAAA
Messenger RNA from Plodia interpunctella (Indianmeal moth), 1623 nucleotides. It is a transcript of the gene GSTs2, whose product is annotated as glutathione S-transferase 2. Gene Ontology annotation, molecular function: glutathione transferase activity. Gene Ontology annotation, biological process: glutathione metabolic process. Lineage: Eukaryota; Metazoa; Arthropoda; Insecta; Lepidoptera; Pyralidae. The coding region runs from base 161 to 775 and encodes 204 amino acids. The transcript is spliced from 6 exons. The record is from RefSeq and is a predicted model, not a curated record.